AUGGAGAAGGAUUCUUUUGGAGGAAACAUGAAAGAUUUACUGGAUUUUGAAACGAUUCAGAGAUAUUUGGCAGCGAAAGAAGAGGAAGAGAAAGAUUGGAAAGAAUAUAUUUAUAAUGUCUUUAUUAUUAUCAACGGCUGCACAGUCCUCUUCAUGCAGUGUGGUUUUGCCCUUCUCGAAGCCGGAGCAGUCAGAUCAAAAAACGUCACCAAUAUUCUCCUGAAAAACUUCCUCGAUCUUCUCAUUGGAAUCGUGAUUUACUGGGCGUUCGGAUUUGCAUUUGCUUAUGGAAAAGUGAAGGUCAAGGACGACUUUGGGAACUACACCGGAUAUUCGAAAGCGAAUCGAUUUCUUGGGCACAAGCACUUCUUUUUGAUGGAUGAAGAAGAUUUUGGGACGGAGUUGCUAGAAGGAUACCCGGAGAGGGUGAUUCAUAUGGGCUCUUUUUACGGAGAGUUUUUUUAUAAUUUCGUUUUUGCGGCGACAGCUACUACAAUUACCUCAGGCGCUUUGGCUGAGCGAUGCAAAAUGUCAGCAUACUUCAUCUACGGCAUCAUCCUGACCGGUUUCCUCCAGCCCGUAACUGUCCACUGGACCUGGUCCAACGGAUUUCUUCUUUACCCGCAACAGUAUCUCGAUCUCCCUCCAGAAGUCUACUUCCGCGAUUAUGCAGGUGGAGUCAAUGUUCAUGCUGUCGGCGGCCUUGCUGGUCUUGUCGGUUGUAUCUUCAUGGGGCCAAGACUUGGAAGAUUCGACACAACGAGAAAGUAUCAUAUUCCAGGACAUUCAACGCCGCUGACUGGCCUUGGCGCUUUUAUCCUGAUGACUGGUUUUCUCGGAAUGGUGCUUGGUCAUGGACAGAAUAUUGAACUUUCAGCUACGAAUAUUGUCCUUGGUGGUGCUACAUCAGGGCUAACUGCAAUGAUGAUAAAGUGGAUCAAACCUCGCCUCGCCGGCCACUCCCGACACAAACAAUAUUGGUCGUUCCUCAUCCUCGUUGAUUCCACCCUUUGCGGCAUGGUCGCCUUAUGUGGCGGGUGCAAUAUCGUACCCCCGUACGGUGCGGCUGUGAUUGGCGUUCUUGCUUCCCUAGCGUUUCUUGGAAUCGAACAUCUGAUGAUCAAAUUUCACAUAGACGAUCCUCUCGGUUCGUUUGCCACGCAUUUUGGCGGGGGAGUCGUUGGUUGCCUCAUGACGCCGUUUUUUAUGGUCAAAGAACAUGCCGGACUUGAUGGCAUUUUCUUCUGGGAAGGGUGCGAUAAGGACUUUGCGAAGGGUCUUCCAGGUUGGGAAGACGGAGCUUGUCUUUACUCUCCAUUCUACCAGCUUGCAUGGCACAUUGUCGGCCUACUCUGCAUUUUCGUCUGGACGAUUGUUCUAUCUGUCAUCGUAUUCGGUCUUCUUUGGCGGUUCGGCCAGCUGCGCGUCAACUCAGACUUGGAAAUUCGAGGCAUCGAUAUUAAACUUCACGGAGAACCGGCUUAUCCAAAUGCUGCAUAUGGCCAUGGAUGGGAUAAUGAAGGCGAUUUUGCUUUAGAAGUUCUUGAAGUUCGAAAUGGUCUUGAUGGGCAAGCAGCUCCAACGGCUCCUACUGGCAUUCAUUCAAGAAGAACAGUCAAGGCCCUUAUCAACCCGAAUUUGCGAGAAAACUGGGUGAACGAAAUCCGACCAGGAGGACUUAUCGAAAUGACGAUCGCAGAGCAACAGAAAACGAUGAAAGUCCUGAAGCAUCUUUUAGAAGAAGACGUCGAAGGCGAUGUUUCUCUUGGAAUGCCCAUGGAUACAUUCACUCCAUUGUCUGUCAUCGGCACAGGGCAGCUGCAGGAGCGACUGAAGCAGCGAGAAAUGGUUGCAUCGACUUUUUCAAAAGAUGGAAUUCCGAAUCCUGCGUGCGACAUGCGAGAUGAUUGA
Messenger RNA from Oikopleura dioica, 1911 nucleotides. Lineage: Eukaryota; Metazoa; Chordata; Appendicularia; Copelata; Oikopleuridae. The record is from the annotation of a GenBank genome assembly.